Messenger RNA from Pogonomyrmex barbatus (red harvester ant), 985 nucleotides. RefSeq lists its product as uncharacterized. The record is from RefSeq and is a predicted model, not a curated record. NCBI's taxonomy places the organism in Eukaryota, Metazoa, Arthropoda, Insecta, Hymenoptera, Formicidae.
GUCGGUCGGGCUUCCUCAGUUACUGUUGGACCGCACGCUGGCUUGGUCUACGCGUCGCGCCGGAUAAUAAAUCCGGCCCCGAUCUCGAUUUUCCAGAAGAGCGGAAAUUCAGGCCGCGCAGCACGCCGACCUUGACCCCCUCCCCUCCCCCCCUGGGAUCGCGAGGUCGCGUGGGAACCGGCGGAAACCGAGCCCGAAGGUGAGGAGCGAGGCGGAAGGAGGAGAUCGGAGAUGAUACCAGAUACGGAGGCGAUGUGUCAGACUUUUGAGGCUGCGGUCGACGGCGACGUCGAUGUGUACAAGAGGAUUAAGGACCGACCGGAAAAGGAAGUAGCAUCGGUGACCGCUUGGAACCGAUACCAGCGACUAGUGGCCGCGAUGGAGUCUCGGGGUGGCGAAUUCAACCGGAAGUCCGUAAUCGAGGCGAUCUUCCGCGGCAGCGAUCUCGUCUAUGUCAGUCAUUGAUCAUCGAUUGAUCGGCCAGAUGCAAGGGAGAAUCUCUCGUGCGUUUCUGUACCAAAGUGCCAGCCAGUAUCGAGUUGUUUUAGCGCAGUGGCGUAGAAUUCGCGGGGUUGCAAUAAGUAUCGCAAUACUCUCUCUGAAUAUGAAUUUGACGUGAGAGUAUUCUGACGAAAUUUUCUAGCGAGUAGGUAUAUUCAUAUAUUGUUUCUUUAUAUAGCGCGAAACUAUAAUAUACUAUGAUUAUUAAUUAUUGUACAAGGUGUCCUAUUUUAACUUUUGAAAUAUGGAAGAUGUGGGAAAACGUUUCAGAUAAAAUUUAUAAAGUUUUUAAAGAUAAAGCGAUUGUGAUAUUGAUUCAUUUACAGAUGGAGACACUCGAGAUUUAUUUAUGAUCGCUAUUUAUUUAAAUGGAUCAUAUAGCUUUUGUUGUGCAUUAUUGUGAUUCUUUUAGUUAUUGUGAAUAUAAAAGUAUUAAGGUACAAUUAUCAAAAAUAAUUAAUGAGAUUUUUUUAUUUAUUUUAUU